UUGCCCCUUUAAAAAAUAAACUCGUGCUGAAUUGAAACACGUGCUAUGUGUGUUUGUCGGCAAUAAAAUAAAUGCUCGUGUAUUCGACAGAAUAAAAUCCCACAGAAGUAGGAAAUAAAACGUUCCCUAAACAUUACACGACGAAGGGAUCGGGCUGUAGUGUUUAAGGAGGAAGAAGACGAGGGAAGAGGUGUUUCUCCAGGCCCUUUCUCCUCUUUCAUUAUUUAUUUCCUUAUUAACUGCGAUCAAAACAUUGAUGGUCGAUCAUCCGCCGCUGAGCUCGAGACCCGCGGAAUAUCGUGCAGUAUUUCACGUCGGUGAGUGCGUGUGUCGCGAUGGCUCGCCCACGGCCCCGGGAAUAUAAAGCUGGAGAUUUGGUUUUCGCCAAGAUGAAGGGAUACCCGCACUGGCCGGCGAGGAUCGAUGAGCUGCCAGAGGGAGCCGUGAAGCCACCAGCUAAUAAAUACCCCAUCUUCUUCUUUGGGACCCAUGAGACUGCCUUCCUGGGCCCUAAAGACCUGCUGCCCUACAAGGAAUACAAAGACAAGUUUGGCAAGUCAAACAAGAGAAAAGGAUUUAAUGAAGGCCUGUGGGAAAUUGAAAACAACCCUGGUGUCAAAUUCACUGGUUACCAGGUCAUGCAGCAGCAGAGCUCGUCUGAGACGGAAGGGGAAGGUGGGAACGCGGCCGACGCCAGCAGCGAGGGCGAUUCGGCGGGCGAGGAAGAGGAGGGCAAGGUGAAGAGUGACAAGGUCGGAUCCAAACGGAAAAAAAGCGCAUCCUCAAAGAUGUCGUCCAAGCUGUCCAGGAAGGGUUUGGAUGAAGAUCUGGAGAAGGAUGGGAAAGACGAGCAGAAGAGCGGAUCAGAGGCUGGUGACCAUGACAACAACAUCCAGAACUCUUCAGACAAGACGUGCAGUCAAGGGAAUCUGUCGCUCCGGGAGGAUCACUAGACGUUCUUCGGACGACGGCUCAUGACGCCAACGUGUGAUAUUGUAAAUGCAUCUUAUUUACGCCGAUCGCUUGCAAACUCCCACACAUUAUUAUCCGGUUCAGUCUAACACACGUACAGUGAGAGAAAACCACAACAUCCAGGAGUCACACACACACACAGACGACCAUCAUUCCUUUCUGCUGUUUUGAUUUUAGAGGUUUUGCUUUAACCUCGAGCACCGAAGCAUUCAGAUCUCACAGUCAUUCCUCUCGUGCCGCUCAUUAACGCGUGUCGUGCUAGACGUUUCUUUCUUUUGCGAUGACCUACAGCGCGUUCGUUCAGACAUUCGUCCGUCAAACAACUCGGCCAUCUUUCAUGCUUUUACGUAAUUGGAGAAAAAAAGAGCGGAAACCAUAGAAUCCGUAUGAAGUAUCGUGCACAAACAGAGCUGCGUGCUGUAACUCCAUAUUAUUAUUAUUAUUAUUAUUAUUAUUAUUAUUAUUAUUAUUAUCUCUGUACAUUUGAUUUGGGUGUAGAUUCUAGGAGCUCUGUACUAUUAUCCCAGCGCUAGAGGUACCGCUCAUCUUUUUAAGACGUGAAAUAUCUGUUUGUGUGUCGGUGGGUUGGUUGUUUUCUAGCCUUUCUAGUGGCAUGCUGGCUUCUGUUCUCAUUCCGUAGUUCCCGUUCCGUUCUGAUGAUGUUCUCCCAUCCGUCCGUUUCGUCAGACGGCGCUGAUCCUGUCCUCUUCCCGACGGAAACACGCCCUCGAUUUCUUACGUUUUGAUUCCUUCUCUUUGUUUAUAUAAAGAAUAUAUUCUAUUUAUUUUUGAUGAUAGUAGAUGACACAUCUGUGGUAAAUUCGCACUCACCAAUGUGGUUUUCAUUUUGUUUGAUUUUUUUAUUGCCCUAGUACAUGUUGCAUUUUCAAGGUUUGUAGCCACAUGUAAACUGUUUUUCCUGUUUAUUGACAAGAAUUUUACAGAAUAAACUCAUUGGAAUGCAA
Messenger RNA from Labeo rohita (rohu), 1937 nucleotides. It is a transcript of the gene hdgfl3, whose product is annotated as HDGF like 3. NCBI's taxonomy places the organism in Eukaryota, Metazoa, Chordata, Actinopteri, Cypriniformes, Cyprinidae. The coding region runs from base 336 to 953 and encodes 205 amino acids. Gene Ontology annotation, molecular function: double-stranded DNA binding; transcription coregulator activity. Gene Ontology annotation, cellular component: nucleus. The transcript has 6 exons. The record is from RefSeq and is a predicted model, not a curated record. Gene Ontology annotation, biological process: regulation of transcription by RNA polymerase II.